Molecule: messenger RNA, 1110 nt
Organism: Emericellopsis cladophorae
Lineage: Eukaryota; Fungi; Ascomycota; Sordariomycetes; Hypocreales; Bionectriaceae
Product: Extracellular glycosidase-like protein
Exons: 2
Coding region: 1-1110 (369 amino acids)
Biological process (GO): carbohydrate metabolic process; fungal-type cell wall organization
Cellular component (GO): fungal-type cell wall
Molecular function (GO): glycosyltransferase activity; hydrolase activity, hydrolyzing O-glycosyl compounds
Source: RefSeq, a predicted model, not a curated record
AUGCGGAAGGUCUGGCGAAGCGGCUUUGGUCUACUGGGUGGCCUGUUGGCUAGCACAGCGACUGCCCAGACGUGGACAGACUGCAAUCCCUUGAAUACCGAGUGCCCAGCCAACAUCGCCCUUGGCAUGACCAUCAACGUCGACUUCACUCAAGGCGAGGUCAACUCCUUCGCCGCAUCCGGCUCACCGAAGUACGACGACCAAGACGGCGCACAAUUCACAGUCGCCCGAGGAGGCGACGCACCGCAACUGGGAUCGCUCUUCACCAUCAUGUUUGGCCGCGUCGAAAUCACAAUGAAGGCAGCGCCCGGCGCGGGCAUCGUCUCCUCUCUGGUACUGGAAUCUGACACCCUGGACGAGAUUGACAUCGAAUGGCUGGGCGGUUCCCCAGACGAGAUGCAGAGCAACUACUUUGGCAAGGGCCAGACGACAACCUACAACCGCGGGCAGUUCCACGACGUCAAGAACACGCAGUCCGACUGGAUCACCUACACGAUUGACUGGACAAACGAGCGCAUCGUGUGGAUGGUGGACGGCACCGUCGUGCGCCAGCUCGGCUACGACGACGCCGAGGACAACCAGUACCCGCAGACCCCCAUGCAGGUCAAGUUCGGCGCCUGGGCCGGCGGUGACCCCAACCACAACCCCUCGGGCACCGUCAAGUGGGCGGGCGGCCCGACCGACUACAGCCAGGGCCCCUUCACCAUGAGCGUCCAGAGGCUCUCCAUCACCGACUACUCCACGGGCAAGAAGUACAAGUACACCGACAACUCGGGGUCCUGGCAGUCCAUCGAGGCCGAGGACGGCGAGGUCAACGGCAACAUUGACAACGAGGACGCCAUCACCGUCACAGCCACCGCCGAGGGAUCGGCCAUGACUGAGGACGCCUCCGUCCCCGUCGGGGGUAUCGCCGAUGACGGCAGCUCGGCGACGCUCACGCAGACAGGGUGGCCCUGGGACGGCAGCUCGAGCCCUACCGAUAGCGCCAUCCCAGACGGUUGGGUAAUGACCGACGAAGGCAAGCUGCUCCCCAGUAGCUCGCUGAGGGUACAAGCGCCCCGAAUGGCGAUGCUUCUCCUCGCGGGCCUGUUGGGCGCUUUUGUCUUGUAG